AAUUUGUAGUCAUAUACCUAUUAUAAUUAUGUUGCGAAUUUCAAGUAUUUCACAGAAUCGUACGAUUAGAUCGUAGAUGCGGUAAUAAUGACAAAGCAUUUAGUAGUCCUGUUGGCAUAUGUGGUUGCGUUGGAAGCCGCCCGCUAUGGUGAUUACACGGGGGUUCGGAUGCCGCAAUACAACAUAGAAUAUGAAAACAAAGAACCGGCACCUUUAUCAGAUGAAUAUUCAGACCACUCACCUGAUGCAGCGGCUUCUUUUGAUUAUAAGUAUGAAGAAGAACCUCAAGAAAAAAUCGGGACUACAGACGAAGAUCAGCUAUGGCAAAAGAUGAGUAAAAAGAGGAAAAGGCCAUUAAAAGUACCACGUGAUAAAAUAGAAAUUGAUGAAAGUGACCUCGACACUAUUCCCAAGUUUAAACCGAACCAUCGUUUCCCUAAGCACCGGACCCGUAUCAAAGACUUACACAAUGAAAAUGACAGGCGACUUUUUAAAUAUCAUCGAAGUCGUAACGAUGAAAUCGAGGAUUUAGAUAUUAAAGACGAGCAUAAAAUAAAUAAGUAUCGAUCGAAAAACGAUAAUAGAAUAGAUUUAAAGAAUUUUGAUUUUAGAGUUACGACAAGGAGAAUAGCAAGAAGAAAACCACGUGACAGAACAAUAAAUCGUGAAGUAUUAGAAAGAGAUGACCCACCAGAUUUUCGAGUAAUGGAAAACGAAGAGGAUCCGGUAGAUAAUGAUUAUGAUAAAGUAAAACGUCUACAGACGACGAUGGAAAGGCCUCGUGGACCUAUUCCUGGUUUGAUUAAAAGUAAUCUAAAGAACUUACAAGAAUAUGAUGAGUAUUAUGAUAUGAAAAGAGUCAAUAGCAUAAAAAAUAAGUUACCAAGCAUCUUUCGCCAGACUAAAGCAUCAACAAUCAUCACGGAGCCACCGAGUACUCGCCAAUUCCAAGAUUUAAGUUACCGACGUGCUAACAUACCUGCAAAGCUCGAGACCGAGGUUGUAACCGCAGCCAUACUGACUGACUCAAUAGCAACGCCAAAUUUAGCCGAGAUAACGUUGCAAGCAAUAGCAUCACCAGAAUCACCUAUUUCGAUGAGUUCCACGGAUUUAUCUUUGGCGGAGAAGUCUAGGCUGUCCAUCCUCAAAAAGGCCCAAAGAAAGGAUAACUUAGGAAAUAUAACGCGGACUACAAAGCCCCCGGUUCUUAUGCAGGUGACGCAGCAGAUGAACACAUUGGUGAUGGUUGAACAUCCGAAGAAAGAUGUAUUAUUUCGCGCCCGUGCAGUUUUUGAUGACUCACCUGAAAGAAUCGCUCGUGCAAAGACUUUAAUGCGUCGCAAAUUGGUCUCUGGAGCAAGGAGAAUCGAAGACCUGAUUGAUAAUUGGGACGAGAUGGUUUGUGAUUAUAUUGAUGUGUCUCUAUUGGACAAUGGCGAUGUACAUCACGUGUCCUUCGAUCUUAAAAUAAUCUUGCUAAGUGUAAUUAUCUGUUUAAUUAGUAAAGAUCUUGUUUAAAUAAAUA
Messenger RNA from Vanessa tameamea, 1525 nucleotides. RefSeq lists its product as uncharacterized. The record is from RefSeq and is a predicted model, not a curated record. The coding region runs from base 88 to 1518 and encodes 476 amino acids. The transcript is spliced from 3 exons. Lineage: Eukaryota; Metazoa; Arthropoda; Insecta; Lepidoptera; Nymphalidae.